Molecule: messenger RNA, 1524 nt
Organism: Manihot esculenta (cassava)
Lineage: Eukaryota; Viridiplantae; Streptophyta; Magnoliopsida; Malpighiales; Euphorbiaceae
Product: NAC domain-containing protein 35
Exons: 3
Coding region: 111-1268 (385 amino acids)
Biological process (GO): regulation of DNA-templated transcription
Molecular function (GO): DNA binding
Source: RefSeq, a predicted model, not a curated record
CAACUAUAAAGAGGGAAGCCCAAAGCCAAAAUGGAGUUUAUGACCAUGAUUACUGAGCUAUAGCUUCUCUUUGUAGCUUCUGUUUAGUUUAUGGCAAUUGCGCAGCAACCAUGAACCUCGUGACCAACGAUAACAGUACCACCACUGUCAACGCCACCGUCUCCACCACCAAGGAUAACCACGAACACGACAUGGUUAUGCCUGGCUUUCGUUUCCACCCUACUGAAGAAGAGCUCGUUGAGUUCUACCUUCGCCGUAAGGUUGAGGGCAAGCGUUUCAAUGUAGAGCUAAUUACUUUCUUGGAUCUUUAUCGCUAUGACCCUUGGGAACUUCCUGCUUUGGCAGCAAUUGGAGAGAAAGAAUGGUUUUUCUAUGUGCCUAGAGAUAGAAAGUACCGAAACGGCGAUCGACCUAAUCGUGUAACUACAUCUGGCUACUGGAAGGCAACUGGAGCUGACCGGAUGAUCAGAACUGAGAACUCAAGGUCAAUUGGUUUAAAGAAAACCCUAGUUUUCUACUCUGGAAAAGCUCCUAAAGGAAUCCGAACAAGCUGGAUCAUGAAUGAAUAUCGCUUGCCACAGCACGAAACUGAAAAAUAUCAGAAGGCUGAGAUAUCACUAUGCCGAGUUUACAAAAGAGCUGGAGUGGAAGAUCACCCAUCUCUUCCCCGUUCCCUUCUGUCGAGAGGAUCUCAAUCUGACAAGAAACAUCCUCAUCAACUUUCCAUGGAAAGAUUUCAACCUUACGGGGGAGGAAUACAAUCGGAGCAAAUAGAGAUGGAGAAGAUGCGUGAAAGAGAUGGAAGUAGUAGCUCAGAUGUCACUACUGCUUUAGGAAUCUCCAAUACUACUAAUACUUACCAUCCAGUGCCUCCAAUUAGUACCUCACUUGGAUUACCAACUGCAAUGGAGGAAGAAAUAUUUUCAGACCAGUAUAGACAAGCUUGCUCUUUAGUCCCCAGUAACACCAACCUUUUCACGGGCGGCCCGUCCUCAGCUUCGUCUAACCAAGUAGAUGAUCUCCAUAGACUAGUAAAUUAUCAGCAAGCUUGUCGCAGCAACCAGCAGCAGCAGCAAAGACUACAACAUUACACUCAACAUCAUCACCAGCAACCUUCACCGUUCUCUGUCAUGGCACCACAAUCGCAGACCCUACCUUUCAACGUGCUAACAAACUCACUGCCUACUGCCUUUCAGGAGAGACUGUGGGACUGGAACCAAAUGCCAGAAGAAAAUAAAGAAUACAACGCUAGCAGUCAAUUCAAGUAAUCAAUGAACUGCAUAUAUACAUACACACUCAUAGAUUAACUAAUUGUACUUUAAUGUUGCUGGUGAUGAUCAUAGUUAAUCCACAUAUGUAUGUGUAGGUUCCUUCCAAUUAUCAACUUUAAUUAAUGUCGUUAGCUUUUGGAUUGACUGAUAUUGAUUAAUGUAUAAUAUGUUUCUCUUAGGGUUGUUAUGACUCGAGGAGAAGUUUGUUUUAGCCAUGAAGUUUGAGGAUUCAGAAUAAUGGAUAUUUUCCCAA